CCCCGUCGGCCAGUGGCUCUGUCCUGGGUCGAGGUUCGGCAGAGACCGCGGGGCUCAGAGGGGCCCUGUGACCCUCUGGCUCUAGGAUGGGCAAUGCCGUGGAGAGACAGAAGCCCCUGAAGCGAGGCCCUCUGCACCCCUGGAAACAAGACUCCCAGCGCUCUCACCUCUCCUCCUUCACCAUGAAGCUGAUGGACAAAUUCCACUCGCCCAAAAUCAAGAGAACGCCGUCCAAGAAGGGAAAGCCGGCCGAGGUGUCCGUGAAGGUUCCGGAGAAGCCCGCAAACAAAGAGGCAACAGACAGAUUUCUACCAGAGGGCUGCCCUUUCCCCUUGGAUCAGGAGCAGCGGGCAGUGGGAUUUAUGUCCACCAGUGCUGUGGCUUCCGGGUCUCAAAGGCAGAAGCGUCCCGGCGUGGCUCUGGCGCAGCCUGGCGUUCGUCCGGGCGCGGCUGUGGCCGUCCCGACGCAGCGCGCAGUCCGAGGGGUCUGGGUGACAGGUCGGGGUCUCUGCGGGCCCCCGUCCUUGGCGCGCCCGGCGCUCCGCGAGGAGGUCGGGGCCCUUCCUGGGGUCGCCUUGGGGGCUGUGUGGGCCCCGCGGGUCCCGGGGAGGGGCCCUCACCUGCUGCGGCCAGCCGCUGGCUCCUCGAGCUGCCGCGACCCCCCGAGACGCCCUAGACGAGAGGGCGCCUGGGCGUGCGGCUGCAAGCCGUCGGCGAGAUCCAGGCCGCGCUCCGCGCCCUCCCGGGAGACAGAGACGGAGGCCCGAGGGCACCGGGCGCUUGGCCAGAGCCGCGCAGAAAUGGCGCUGGCGAGGCCGGGUCGGGAAAGUGCCGCCGGCCGCGGUCGGACCCGGCGCCGAGCUUCCGUGUCUGGGAGCCGGGGUGCGGAUACCUCAGACUGGAGUGCGCUGCUACCGGGGUCGCCCCUGGGCUGGUUUGGCCGGCAGCGGCGGCACGGGGGCGUGCAGGUAGACGCACCUGCCUCGGGGGUGGUCAGCUGGGCAGCCUCGGCAAGCCCAGGCGUCCAGCCCAGUUCUAGCGCCCGCCGGUCGCAGUGCCUCGUGGAAGACCCUUCUGACCACUGA
This is a messenger RNA of Condylura cristata (star-nosed mole), 1085 nucleotides long. RefSeq lists its product as uncharacterized. NCBI's taxonomy places the organism in Eukaryota, Metazoa, Chordata, Mammalia, Eulipotyphla, Talpidae. The record is from RefSeq and is a predicted model, not a curated record. Bases 87 to 1085 code for a protein of 332 amino acids. The transcript has 5 exons.